UCCUCUCUACCCAUCAUUAAUAUAGGGAAAAAAAGAGCUCAUGAGAGGGUAUAAAUCAAAAUUAUACACUGAAAAAUGAAAACCCAGAAAAUUACAUUUUUCUGGGGCAAUUACACUCAAGUGAUCUUCUCAGGUUGGCCAGGACAAAGCUUCAGCUCCUACAUAUUAGCCUUGGUUUUAGUCUUUGUGCUUGGUUUUGCGGUAGAGUGGCUUUCGCACACGAAGAUCAUUAAAUCCAGCUGCAGCACAGAUAAGAUCACGGCGGGACUUCUGCAAACAGGCAUGCAUGGGAUUCGGGUGGGAAUGGCGUAUUUGGCAAUGCUGGCUGUCAUGUCAAUGAAUGUUGGGGUGCUGCUUGCUGCGAUUGCAGGAUAUACAGUAGGGUUCUUGAUCUUUGGCAGUUGUGUUUUUGUGAUCAAUUAUAAUGCUAAGAUGUCGUCGACGUCGAUGCAGCUGCCUUUCCACGAUGAUCCCGAUCUUCCUCCUUUCAAUUGCUGAUCAUCAUGAUCAGGAAAUAUUUAUGCACGUACGUGCAUGAUUAGCUACCUUUGCAGUUUUGUGAUCAUGAUCAUCAAAUUUUAUACCUGAAAGCUGUAUGCAUGAUGCAUCCAAACUCAAAUUGAUAUGGGGUGUUCAAGUUUAGAUUUUAUGUUGAUUAUAAUCUCUAUGAAUAUGAUAAGAAAAAUUUCCCGUU
Messenger RNA from Juglans regia (Persian walnut), 694 nucleotides. Its product is annotated as copper transporter 6-like. Gene Ontology annotation, molecular function: copper ion transmembrane transporter activity. Lineage: Eukaryota; Viridiplantae; Streptophyta; Magnoliopsida; Fagales; Juglandaceae. Gene Ontology annotation, biological process: copper ion transmembrane transport; intracellular copper ion homeostasis. Bases 76 to 498 code for a protein of 140 amino acids. The record is from RefSeq and is a predicted model, not a curated record. The transcript has a single exon. Gene Ontology annotation, cellular component: plasma membrane.